CACGCACAAAAUCCUCUGUCAUGGCGUCUUCCAAUAAUAUUAAUCCCACCAACUGUAGCUGGUGGCCCAUAUCAGCCAUGGACGAAGAUGGCAAAAUCACAGACGGAGAGGAAAGCCACGAACCCACGAUAGACCACAAGCCAUAUUCCAAAGACAGGCUCGUUCUGUACCACUGGACUCAGUCCUUCAGCUCUCAAAAGGUACGUCUGGUAAUCAAUGAGAAAGGGCUGCUGUGUGAGGAACGCGAUGUCAGUAUGCCUCUCACUGAGCACAAGGAGCCAUGGUUCAUGAGGCUCAACCUAGGAGAGGAAGUGCCGGUUUUCAUCCACGGAGACACUAUCGUCAGCGACUACAACCAAAUCAUUGAUUACAUAGAGACCAACUUUGUCAGAGACACAGUAGCCCAGCUGAUUCCUGAUGAAGGCACUCCCAUGCAUGCAAGGGUAAAGCAGUACCAGGAAUUGCUGGAUGGGUUGCCCAUGGAUGCUUACACACAUGGAUGCAUCCUCCAUCCUGAACUAACGAUAGACUCCAUGAUCCCAAAGUAUGCCACUGCAGAAAUACGUAGACAUUUGGCCAAUGCGGCUUCUGAACUGAUGAAACUGGAUCAUGAGGAGCCCCAUCUGACAGAACCAUACCUCUCCAAGCAAAAAAAGCUGAUGGCAAAGAUCCUGGACCAUGACAAUGUGAACUACCUGAUGAAAAUCCUCGGUGAGCUGGCCAUGGUACUAGACCAAGUUGAGGCAGAGCUGGAAAAAAGAAAACUGGAAUAUCAAGGUCAAAAGUGUGAAUUAUGGCUUUGUGGACCUAAUUUUACACUAGCUGAUAUAUGUCUCGGAGCCACAUUGCACAGGCUAAAGUUUUUGGGACUCUCAAAGAAAUUCUGGGAGGACGGGAGCCGGCCAAACAUCCAGUCCUUUUUUGAGAAUGUGCAAAAGCGCUAUGCUUUCCGUAAGGUGUUGGGGGACAUCCACACGACCCUCCUAUCUGCAGUUCUACCUAAUGCAUUCCGAAUGGUAAAAAAGAAGCCAGCGUCCUUCUUUGGGGCAUCCUUCUUAAUGGGGUCUCUCGGGGGAAUGGGCUAUUUUGCCUAUUGGUUUUUAAAAAAGAAAUACAUGUAGUGAAUGUGCUCU
This is a messenger RNA of Xyrauchen texanus (razorback sucker), 1133 nucleotides long. RefSeq names its product ganglioside-induced differentiation-associated protein 1-like 1. NCBI's taxonomy places the organism in Eukaryota, Metazoa, Chordata, Actinopteri, Cypriniformes, Catostomidae. The record is from RefSeq and is a predicted model, not a curated record. The transcript is spliced from 6 exons. Bases 21 to 1121 code for a protein of 366 amino acids.